CAGGCAAGGAUGCAGGGCACGCAGGCAGCCAAUAGUCAGCUCUGUAACAUUGCCGCAGUGCAGUCUUGGAAACAUCGGAUAUAGCAGAGUGUAGAUAAUUUUUUGUUGGUUGGAAACAGCAAUGAAACGUUUGAAGCAACAUGUUCCUUGUCAGAUAAGAUUCAAUUGUGCAAUGUCUCUUACUUCUGUAUCCAACAUGGUGUGCAGUCUGAGUCUACGUCAUGUCAUGCCCCGCCUUUUCCAGUAACUCCAUCCGAAAUUACAUGGAAAAACACAUUGGGAAGGGAUAAGCAGCAGGAGCCUCGAGUUGUAAACAUAUCUACUGGUUUUUCUUUACUAAUUAUUUGAAGACGUAACGGAUUGUGAUAUCUACACAGGUAUCCUCAGACCCCAUCAGUCCACGUAUCCUUCAGGAUGUCAAUGUCUCUGUGGCCGUAGAGUGUUAACCAGUACCUCAACAUCAUCACAGACAGCCCCUUAUACUGCAACCAUGACCCAUGCCUGGCCCAUGCCUGGCUCCAGCUCCAGCCAUAUCCACAAGCUAAAGCCGUGGCUCAUCUGCACACUGCUCAGCCUCUUUGCUACACACAGCCACUGCAAUGGUGGUCUAGAUAUACCCCAAGAGGUGAACCUGUUAGCCAACAUUGACUCGCAUCGGAGUCAGCAACUCUCCAUGUCCUGGCUCGGAGGGACAGCGAGCACCUUUGACCUCAUCGUUCUGAGAACUGAAUUCAAUGAAACCGUCUUCUAUGAAACUGUGACAGCGACCCAGGAAAAUGGGCGGCACCACUGGAACUGGACCUCAGCCGAGCCCCUUAAUUGUACGUCUCUGUCUGUCAGACUGCGUUCCAGAGACGGGAAGAAGACCAGCGAUUGGAGCACCACUGUGAUAUAUCGAGGUUUGGAUGACCCCAGCCAGACGGGAUCUAGGAUGAUUCCUCAGGACCCAGUGGUACUGGUCGGAGACAACAUCACUGUCUGUUGCAUUGUGGGAGAGCGCAAGGAUUUUGGCAACAUUCGCUACAAUAGCACUGUCAUGGAUUCGGUGCGGCUGAGUAGGCGGAGCUAUGCAACCACAAAGACCAAUCUGAAGGCCUCCACGUUGACGGGAACCAAUGUGUUCUGUAGUAGUCCCCUGAACUUGCUCACGGGAACCGUGGUGUUUGUCGGAUACCCCCCCCUGCCCACGGAUCUAGUGUGUGAGACCAGGGACCUGACCUCUGUGAUCUGCCAAUGGAGCCCUGGAAACACACACCUGCAUGCUUCUCGAAGGACGUUCUACACACUCAAUGGAAGGGACUGUGCAGAGGCCAUCCCGAAGAAGCCGCCGACGGACUGUAGGCUACCUGAGUGGGCAGGUAACUGGAUCCUGGUGGCCAGGAACCCUCUGGGGCAGUCCAGCCUGAGCUACUCUGCUCAGCUCUCACACAGAGUGCAUCCUGUUGCCCCAGCCAACCUGACCGCCGUGGCCCAUGCCUGGAACGCAACACUGCUGUGGGACUGGGAGUACGCCGCCUACGCCCCACUGGCUCUCGCCUGCCAGGUCGAGAUCACGCUCGACGGCCACGUCAAAAAGCGGACCUUUUCUGGUGCGGGUCUGAGGUCGGUAGCCCUUCUGGACCUGGUUCCAGUGACCGAGUAUCAAGUCAGGGUCAGCUGUGGAGCCCAGCAGAACUUCUGGAAGUGGGGCUCCUGGAGCAAAACACUGGCAUUCAGAACUGAAAUCGACGUGCCCGAGGCUCCUGAUCUCUGGGUGUCCCUUGACAAGGACAACACAGGGAAUGUCAUGGGGCAGGUCAUGUGGAAGCCCCUGACACAUAGGCAAAGCCACGGAGAGAUCACGGGCUACGAGCUGACCCUGUGGAGCCCGGAGGAAAACGUGCAGCACACGGAGACCCUGGCCCCCGGCAUCCACGAGACACCCGUUAACCUCACCCACAUGGCCGUCGCAGGCCGGGUCGUGGCUACACUCACGGCCAAGAACGCGGCCGGUGUGUCACCACCUGCGAGCAUCGUCAUCCCAAAACCUAAAUCGGACCCAGAGCCCGGCGCCGUGUCCAGAGUGGCGGGCGCAGGCGGAGGUUUCCCUCUGUCCUGGGCCAGCGACGCCAACGCCAGCCAGGGCUACGUGGUGGAGUGGCAGGAAGCCACCUGCCUGCACGACUGCCCUGUUCACUGGACCAAGGUGGCCGCCGAGAGGGCCAACGUCUCCCUAGUAUCAGACUCCUUCCGGGCCGGUGUGCGGUACAUCCUCUCCCUCUACGGCUGUUCCCCCGACCGCACAGAGCUACUGCAGCGCUGGCAAGGAUACACACAGGAGCUUGUCCCCAUCAGUGCCGUCCCUUCCCUGACGACCAAUCAGCGAAACUCUGACAUCGAGCUGACCUGGCAGGAGAUCCCGGUGGCCGACCGGAGAGGCUUCCUCCUGGGUUACCGUGUCUACCUCAUAACGGACCGCCAGCUCACGCUCUUCGCCAACCUGAGCGGCCCUGGCAGCCGCAGCUAUACGGUGAAGAAUCUACCCGUCAAGUUCUAUAAGUUCACCGUGAAGGCCUACACCUCUGCCGGAGAGGACACGGGCUCCACCGCCAGCAUCACCAUGGCAUCAUACACGGAUUGGUUACUCUUGGAAAUCUUGGCUUCGCUGGGAAUCAUGACGUUAUUCCUGUUCAUCGUCACCUUUGUCUGCUACAAGAAGAGGAAAUGGGUGAAGAAAGCAUUCUACCCAGACAUCCCUGAGCCCAAGCUGGCUGGUGAUUGGUCCAGAACACAGGGCCCACUGGACGUGAAGCCCCACGCCAACAGCAUGGUGCACAUCGUGGAUGAGUCCGCCUGGGACUCCAGCAAGGAGAAGCUGGUGGUCAUCCCCGAGGAGGACGAGGACGAGGACGAGGAGCGGGGCGUCCGAGACGACCCGGUGGACACGGACGAGCCCAUGUCUAUUCGCUAUUACAACCAGGUGGUGGACGAGCGACCAAUCAGACCGCGUUACCCAGACUCCUCAGAGUCCUCCGCGUCGUCCUUGGACUCGGCGCGCACCGACGUGACGUACACGGGGAUCCAGACCUCGGGGUCGUCCCUCGCCUUCCGGGCCGAGCCCAUGUUCUCGCAGGGCGGGCAGCAGCCUCAGGGGGGUUUCCCUGUGUCUCCAGCGGGCAGAGGGGGAGGCUAUCGUCCUCAGGUGCAGCCUGAAGUGCCGGGCCCUGACCCUCUCCCGGUGGCUCCCCAGUCUUUCCCAGAGCCCCAGCCUGAAAAGGGAGGCUCAUUUGGGAGUUACCAGCCACAGUGCUCGUGGCAAUUGGACUCCCCAGGGGACGGGGACGGGGACGGGGACGGGGACGAAGGCAGCAUCGGCGCCCCUUCCAUGGGCUCGCCCACCUCGGUGGCCUCCACUCAGUUCCUCCUGCCCCAGGAGGAGGAGGGGGGAUCAGAAGGAGAGGGGUCGUCUUCAGCGACCACCUGGCUCCACAACCUGUUGUCCUCUACAAAGUCCUGAAAUACUCACUCACAGCAUAACCUGGCCCAAUAGGGGAAACAUUAUCCGUUUGCUUUCUCACUGUGCUGUGUCAAAGAAAUCCAGUCUAAAUGGGCUUAUCCUAUACCGAUAUGAACAGUUAAACAUUGAAAGAUUGGCUAUGUUCAUCCCACAUAUGUGGUCCCGUUUGUGCAAAGUAACUGGUAGUUUGAAAUUGUUUUUUCUUUCAGAAAUGGAAGGUGUCUUUGCUGGUUACAUUUUUAUUGUGCAACAUUAUUUAGCGUUGUAUCACACUGAACUCACAGACAAGGAGCUUUCUUUUGACAGUGAUUAAUGUUGACAUAGUAUAGAUGGGCAUUCCGAAAUGUCAUUUCAUGUGCUUCAACCCGGCAGAACCAUUGAA
Gadus macrocephalus (Pacific cod) is the source of this 3878-nucleotide messenger RNA. RefSeq names its product LIF receptor subunit alpha a (gene lifra). Gene Ontology annotation, molecular function: protein binding; cytokine receptor activity. Gene Ontology annotation, cellular component: external side of plasma membrane. The record is from RefSeq and is a predicted model, not a curated record. Gene Ontology annotation, biological process: cytokine-mediated signaling pathway. Lineage: Eukaryota; Metazoa; Chordata; Actinopteri; Gadiformes; Gadidae. The coding region runs from base 491 to 3496 and encodes 1001 amino acids. The transcript has 18 exons.